UCUCUGUGUUGAUCCUGAAGCAGUAUGGAGGAGAGUGACCUGCUCCAGGAGAGGCUCCAGGCCAUCACUCAGAAGCAUCGAAUUCAAGAGGACAUUAAAAAGAAGAAAGUGAAACUCGAUCAAGAGAAAUUCAAACUGCAACAUCUGAAGAAAAAGGCUCUGAGAGAGCAGUGGCUGCUGCGAGACUCCAAUAAUGGAGUCGACUGCACACAGCAGCAGAGCUUUCUGUCUGACCGGGAACACACCAGAGCCCUGCAGCUCAGCAUCCACAGGUACAAAAUCAGCUCAAACAGAGCUCACAGAGAAGCACAUAUCAUCACCAUAGAUUACGCAUGGGCAUUGUUUGGCCUUGCAGGCCACAGCCUUUUGGUGUCUCUGACAUCUAAAGGUGAAUGGGAAAUUAGAAUUCAAAUGUAAAUAAGUAUAAUGCAGCUUGUUCCAUCUUAGACAUCAAACACUCAUUGAUCAUCUCCAGAGAACGGUGUACUGUGUGUUUUGUACGUUUGUGAGAGGUGUGGGUUUGCUAGCUCUGAAAGAUGUCAGCACACAAAAAAGAUUGAUGCAGAAUAUAGUUUUUAACGAGGUAAAUCCUUAAACACAAGGAUUACAAUUUGAAUUGUUGUUAGGAGACUAAACAUGGUAA
Molecule: messenger RNA, 643 nt
Organism: Pundamilia nyererei
Lineage: Eukaryota; Metazoa; Chordata; Actinopteri; Cichliformes; Cichlidae
Product: palmdelphin-like
Exons: 3
Coding region: 25-417 (130 amino acids)
Biological process (GO): regulation of cell shape
Cellular component (GO): membrane; cytoplasm
Source: RefSeq, a predicted model, not a curated record